CGAUGUGUUUAUUUCCGGUUGGAGCGGAAGUAGAUACAAGGGGCUUGUGUAGGUGACCGAAUGGGAGAUUGCUAAAGCAUUUUGAAAAUAUUAGCCCACCACGGAGGAAAGACAAUCUGUUUAAAUUAUUUCAGUGUCUACUGUAUAAAAAAGCGUCGGAACCAUGGGAGCUCACCUGGUGAGACGGUAUGUCACCGAGACGGACACCGAACCUGACCCAGCGAAGAAAUUCGAAUUCGACCCCCAGUUUGGAUUCCCUGAAAGGAAAGAGCGAGAAAUGGUGGCCACUCAGGAGCAGAUGAACUUGGCCCAGCUGCCUUUGGAGCAGAGGGACUAUUGUGCUCAUCACCUCCUCAAGCUCAUGAAGUGCAAGAGGGACAACUGGCCCAACUUCCUAGCCUGUAAACAUGAGAAGCACGACUGGGACUACUGUGAACACCAGGACUAUAUGAUGCGGAUGAAGGAGUAUGAGAGGGAGAGGAGACUCCAGCUGAGGAAGAAGAGAAUUGAGGCCCAGGCUGAAGCUGCAUAAUGAAGCUUAUCUUGUCAACAUCCUCUCUGUAUAUAACUAAUGCUGUUCACAUUAAACAGUGCUGCAUAGUAAGAUGUAAAUGACAA
This is a messenger RNA of Doryrhamphus excisus (bluestripe pipefish), 618 nucleotides long. It is a transcript of the gene ndufb7, whose product is annotated as NADH:ubiquinone oxidoreductase subunit B7. The record is from RefSeq and is a predicted model, not a curated record. Lineage: Eukaryota; Metazoa; Chordata; Actinopteri; Syngnathiformes; Syngnathidae. Gene Ontology annotation, cellular component: mitochondrion; respiratory chain complex I.